Messenger RNA from Belonocnema kinseyi, 1427 nucleotides. RefSeq names its product elongation of very long chain fatty acids protein AAEL008004-like. Gene Ontology annotation, biological process: very long-chain fatty acid biosynthetic process; fatty acid elongation, saturated fatty acid; sphingolipid biosynthetic process. Gene Ontology annotation, molecular function: fatty acid elongase activity. Bases 621 to 1427 code for a protein of 268 amino acids. The transcript has 8 exons. Gene Ontology annotation, cellular component: endoplasmic reticulum membrane. Lineage: Eukaryota; Metazoa; Arthropoda; Insecta; Hymenoptera; Cynipidae. The record is from RefSeq and is a predicted model, not a curated record.
GCCUCUUUAGCCAGUUUCACGUCGGUAACAUUCAUUCUGCUAUUGAUUUUGUGAAUGAGGCUAAAGGGGAAACGAACAAGAAGUGUCAGAUAACUCUCUGUCCUGCGUCAAGCCGCGUUCGAAGCAGAAAUCGAGAUUAUUAUAUGUGUCGUGUAGUACUAUGUUUUUUUUUUCAAAUAAUGAAAAUUCCUUUGUUUCUCCUGUAACAUUUAGUUGAUUGGACUUAGCACCGCUUAGUAUUUCCUCCUUUAAUUGCACAAAUCCAAGGAUAUCUUUGUUACAGUAGGACUGAACAUAAAUAUCAGAAUUGAGUGAGGGUUCGGUUAUCGAUCACACAGAAGAAAAUUUUAAAUCUGUCAAGUAAUCGAAUGAGACUUUUCACCACUUGAGAAGUUUACUUUCAAAAGGGAACAUAUCCACUUGGGAAAAAUUUUCAGAAAGUAAAAAGAAACGUCGCUCCAGAAAUGAUGUUCUAAAAUGUGAACAUCCUAUUCCAAAAACUGAAGGCGUUACAUACAUUUUUAAUUUGGAUAUGUUCGAUGCAGCUCACCACACAGAUUCAGAAACGAAGAAAAAACUAGGAGGUGAAAUCUACAUACAAGUCUAAGAACAGGCUACCAAUGACGCAAGUAGUUCAGAUAAUACAUGAUGCCUACAGAGUCUUUAUGGACAAAAACAGUGACCCAAGGGUCAAGGAUUGGUUCCUGAUGAGCAGUCCCUUCCCGACCUUGAUAAUAUGUCUUUCCUACGCUUAUUUUGUUAAACGACUGGGACCCAAAUUAAUGGAAAAUAGAAAGCCAUUUGAGUUAAGGAAGACCAUGAUAUGCUACAACGCCUGUCAAGUAAUAUUCUCAUCGUGGCUCUUUUAUGAGGCAUUAGUCUGUGGAUGGGCAGGACAAUAUUCCUUCAGGUGUCAGCCUGUUGAUUAUUCCCAGAGUCCCAUGGCUAUAAGGAUGGCGAGAGGAUGUUGGUGGUACUAUAUUUCUAAGUUUAUUGAAUUCAUGGAUACGAUUUUUUUCGUCUUAAGAAAGAAGCAAUCCCACAUUUCCAAACUUCAUGUUAUCCAUCAUGGAGCCAUGCCGAUGUCUGUCUGGUUUGGUGUAAAAUUCACUCCAGGCGGCCACGGUACCUUCUUCGGAUUCUUGAACUCCUUCGUCCACAUCAUAAUGUACAGCUACUAUUUGCUAUCAGCCUUAGAACCUAAGUUUCAACCCUACCUCUGGUGGAAAAAAUACCUGACUGUUCUGCAAAUGGUGCAAUUUUUCCUCGUGAUUGUUCACGCCUUCCAACUUCUCUUCAUUGACUGCAACUAUCCCAAAGCCUUUGUCUGGUGGAUUGGAAUGCACGCACUAAUGUUCUACUUGCUAUUCAGAAAAUUCUAUCAAAUAAGCUACAAGAAAAAUCCAAAAAUUGAAAAAAUAAAUUGA